CUAGGGUUGCUUUUUUGGCGAGUUUGUUUACAUAAAUAAAACCGGCUAAGCGUCUUUCACUCUUUCCUUCUUUCACGUGAAUCACCGGCGUGUAACAUUCUAUCAGAAACAUGUCUACUUCCAAAGGGUUUGAUCCCGUUUCUUUUGCUAAAGAUUUUGUUGCUGGUGGUGUAGCUGCUGCUAUUUCAAAAACAGCUGUAGCUCCAAUUGAACGAGUAAAAUUAUUACUGCAAGUACAACAUGCAUCCAAACAAAUUACUGCUGAUAUGCAGUAUAAAGGUAUGGUUGACUGCUUCGUUAGAAUACCAAAGGAACAAGGUUUUCUGAGUUUCUGGCGAGGUAAUUUGGCCAAUGUGAUCAGGUAUUUCCCUACUCAAGCUCUGAACUUUGCCUUCAAGGAUAAGUACAAACAGGUCUUCCUUGGUGGAGUUGACAAGAGGACACAAUUUGGGCGAUACUUCUUGGGUAAUCUUGCCUCUGGUGGUGCUGCUGGUGCUACUUCACUUUGCUUUGUGUACCCCCUCGAUUUCGCCAGGACUCGCCUAGCCGCUGACAUCGGUAAGGCUGGCGCUGAACGUGAGUUCAAUGGACUGGGUAACUGUCUAGCUAAGAUUUUCAGAUCUGAUGGACUUGCUGGAUUGUACAGAGGAUUCAAUGUAUCUGUCCAAGGCAUCAUCAUCUACAGAGCUGCUUACUUUGGAUUCUUUGACACAGCUAAAGGAAUGUUGCCAGACCCUAAGAACACACCAAUCUUAAUCUCUUGGGCCAUCGCUCAAACAGUUACAACUGUUGCUGGAAUCAUCUCCUAUCCAUUUGACACAGUCAGGAGGCGUAUGAUGAUGCAGAGUGGACGUGCAAAGGGUGAUCUUAUGUACAAGGGUACAAUUGAUUGUUGGAGCAAGAUUGCCAAGCAGGAAGGUGGCGCUGCCUUCUUUAAAGGUGCCUUCUCUAAUGUACUUAGAGGAACCGGAGGAGCUCUUGUGCUUGUUUUGUACGAUGAAAUUAAAAAUUUCAUCUUUUGAGCUGACUGUUAUCUAGGGUAAAAUUAUUUUUAAGGCUAAGUUAUGUUUAAAUAUUCCAUCCCAUGCAUUCCUUGCACAUUGACCAAUUUUCAUACUCAGUUUAAAUAAAUGUAUUUUCAUACUA
Messenger RNA from Parasteatoda tepidariorum (common house spider), 1146 nucleotides. Its product is annotated as ADP/ATP translocase 3. The record is from RefSeq and is a predicted model, not a curated record. Gene Ontology annotation, biological process: mitochondrial ADP transmembrane transport; negative regulation of mitochondrial outer membrane permeabilization involved in apoptotic signaling pathway; mitochondrial ATP transmembrane transport. Gene Ontology annotation, cellular component: mitochondrial inner membrane. Gene Ontology annotation, molecular function: ATP:ADP antiporter activity. NCBI's taxonomy places the organism in Eukaryota, Metazoa, Arthropoda, Arachnida, Araneae, Theridiidae.